Molecule: messenger RNA, 1104 nt
Organism: Dendronephthya gigantea
Lineage: Eukaryota; Metazoa; Cnidaria; Anthozoa; Malacalcyonacea; Nephtheidae
Product: stimulated by retinoic acid gene 6 protein-like
Exons: 13
Coding region: 82-1104 (340 amino acids)
Molecular function (GO): signaling receptor activity; retinol transmembrane transporter activity
Source: RefSeq, a predicted model, not a curated record
AAGAAAGAUUUUUGGGGAGGUCGACCAGGACUCGUUAUCCCUGUUGAUUUCCUUGGUAUUGAUCAUGACCGACUUGCCACCAUGUUUGUGUUUGGAGCUGCUACUGAAUCAAUCAUUACGCUAGUCACAAAGUUUGAAAUUUCAGGUUCAAACGGUUGGGAAAAAGCGUUCCUUCUCUUCGGCAUUGCAAUUGAAUAUGCUGUCAUUUAUUAUCCCUACUUUGCUUGCCUGACGACGUAUCACAAAAUAUUUGGUGCAAUGAUGGGUCUUCCAUAUUGUAUAGUCAAUUUUUGUGUAACUUUAACACAAACGUUUCAAAGAUGUCAGAAUAAUUCUUCAUCUGGCAUCGCAGUAAUCGUAUUGAUGAAUUUGCCAAUAGUGAUAAGCAAUCUGUUUAUCCUGGGCAAGUUCAUAUUCGUAUUUUAUCGGGAAAUUAAAGAAUAUGGAAUCUUCGGAGUAAAGCUAUUUUCCCGCGAUGAUGAAAGUUCGUCUCCACAAGUGAAAUUGCUCAGACCUUGGUUGAAGGAACACGUGAAGAACAUUUUUAAACCAAAACCUCGUCGUCAAUACUCAAGAAUGGAAUUUUUUCUGAGGAAAGUUUACAAUCCCGAAAAAGAUUUUAAGUUUUCGACUGAAACUCUCUCUGUGAUGAUGAUCUGUGGCAUUCUGCUUUAUAAUUUUUGCAUUGGAUUAAUCUAUUUGACAAGUGUUGCAUUGGAAGAAAUCGAGGAAGCAAAACCUUAUUCGACUGCUUUGGAAGAAGCAUAUUUUGACUCGUUGCGUGCGGUUGUUGGUUCAUUAUUGGCUAGUGCGAUCCUCACGACUGUGAUCUGUGCGCUCUCCCUCAUUCUUUUCAUGGAAAAUCAUAAGAAUAACAUGCUGAGGAUGUUCAGAGGGGAUAAAUCGUUCAUCGCUAAGAACAUAAGCGUGUCACAGUUCAUGGUUGGAAAAGGACUUCGAUAUCACAGUUUUCAGAUUGGUUACUUUUUGUGGGGCUUUCUUCUAAAUUGGAUUUUCAUAUUUAUUCCAUGUGUUCUUUUAUAUUCCUUGAAGUUCUCCUUGGUUCGGAAUUGGAUCCUCGGCUAUGUCAGCGGCGGCGGGUAG